UGGCUUUGUUUGUGAGUACGUCGCGUACAUAAAGAGAGGAGAGCAGAUCGAAGUUAGUUAAGGGAGGGAGACUCAGAGGGCACCAGCUUGUUACAGGACAUUUAUAAGCAAUCCGUACUCUCGGUAAAUAUUAUAUAGUCUAACUCUUCGACUGGAUCCGCUCCUCUGUAAACCGCGGGAAUACACAGGAUUCUUGCACACUGAGCAUCCGUGUCUUGAGCAGCGAGAACCCGGAGUCACAGGUGGAAUAAUUGAUGGACAGGGAUCGGGUAAACAUUCCACCUUUGCCCAAGACGAAGGAUCAACUUAAGGAGAAAAACAGGAAGCUACGCAAAGAACUAGACACCCUUCGUCGUCAGUAUCGAGAGAAUGUGUGGAGCGUGAUAGAGAAUCUCAAAAGACAUUACGAUGAAACAAAACAUGACCUGACGCCUAGCUACGAAACAUUGAAACGUCUGAUCAAAAUAUCAACCAGUGAUGAGGUUCUUGAGGGAUGCAGAGUCCCCGAACACAAACACUCCGUACAGAACAAGGGAAUAGACCACUCUUUUAACCAUCAUUCCACAACCUGUAUGGAGACUCACCUUCAAAACGCAGUGGCUUCUCGCUACGAACCGCGUAAAGGAACAGGAGGCCUCCUACAGUCAUGUCGAGAGUUUUCCGGGCGGGGGGAUAAUCAUGCAGUUCAACAAAGGAGGAGAGAGGUCACAGACAUGCACAAGUCAGAGAUAGCUGAAGAAAUUGAUGAACUUAAACACCACAUACAGUGUUAUGACAGCAAAUUCUUACGGGCACACAACAGACUGAAUAAACUACGGCAGGAAUAUUCAGCAUCCAAGCAGUAUCUGCCUCCCAAGCGAUACCGGCUGCUGAAGGAAAUGAUCGAGACCGUGGUGGAAGACAGUAAACUCAAGCCUGACUGAUCAAUUCAUGGUUAAUUUAAAGUUUUGUACCGAUAUGAUGAACUAUAUAUAUUUUGAAUGCACGUGUUUGGAAUUCAAAAGAUGCAGUUUUUUCUGUAGUUAUUGUAAAAAAAUACAUAUAUUUUUAUCAGUGUAUAUAAAAAAAAUUCAAUCAUAUUUAAACCACAAGAUAUUUUGAGUCUCUGGUCACUAUUUUUGGGUUUUUUUUAAAUUACAUGAUAUUGAAGGAUAAUUUGCAUAUGCAUGUAUCAAGUUUUAUAUAUACUAAAAUUAAUUAAUUGCUAGGGCUGGGACGAUACUGUACUGAGCCGAUUCGGUACAUAUCACGAUACAUGAGAUGCGAUACGAUACAUAUCACGAUACAUUGUAAUUAAAUGAAAACAUGAAUAAAAGUUUAAAAUUUAUUCAACCUGCCGAUGUAUUACCGCAUGUCCAAAGUUAUUUUGUUAUAUUCAUAAUGAGCGUUGCACAAUUAACAAAUUACUUUAGUCUUGUGUACACUAGUUUUUCAUAAACAAGUACUCCAAAAGUUUUCCACACUCCAUAUUUAGCUUCCUAACAGUUUUGACAACUUUACGAGGUUUUCCGCCAUCUUUGUACUUUCAUAUUAGGCGCGCGGACUGAAAAUAGCCGAUAUAGGAAGCUCGGAUAUUUUUGAAAAAUAAAAAAAAUUCGGUAAGGUAUCCUUGUAUUAAUGGUAAAUGUAUCGAUCCAAAUAUCGUCAAAAUAAAUACCGCGAUGCAUCG
This is a messenger RNA of Magallana angulata, 1669 nucleotides long. RefSeq lists its product as uncharacterized. The transcript is spliced from 5 exons. The coding region runs from base 255 to 923 and encodes 222 amino acids. The record is from RefSeq and is a predicted model, not a curated record. NCBI's taxonomy places the organism in Eukaryota, Metazoa, Mollusca, Bivalvia, Ostreida, Ostreidae.